ACAACAAUGGCAAGUGCGGCGGCAGCCUCCGACUGGAAGGAAAUCCUCAUGCAAGGGCUGCACUUUGAUCGACCUUGCAGCGCUGCACUGCCUGGCGAUAGGUGCUGGCUCAACAGUGAUUUGACACACUGGAACCAAGUACUGCAGCGACUCGCGUUCGAACUCCGCGAGACAAGCCGAGGCGGCCUGCGCCUCUCUUCACUGCAGUGGCGGAGCAUGAAAAUUGCCGGGAACCGCGACUCCGUAUCUCGCGAUGCGGCAUUCCUUGCUUCACGGCGCCUCGAUCACCACGCCUGCAUCGACGAACUGUCGGUCAGCAUCGUGGCUGACACUGGUCGGUUGGAAAAGCCUGCGUUCUUUAUUAGUCUGCGUCCUUCAUCGUCAGCAGGCGAAUCCGUUCGAGUGAUUCGCUCGCUGGAAGUUUGGGAGAUUUCGUUCGAAGAAGCUCGACGCGACGGCAUGCUCUACACUUUGGAAGGUGUCGACAACAUCUGCUCUCUCGAAACGCUUCUCUUCCGCAGCCAUCGAUGCAAAACCAAGUUCACAUCAGACAUGGGUGCUCUGUUACAGCGUAACCGGAACUCCCUCAAACGUGUGGAUGCUAUGUGCUGUGAGGACGCGAUGUGUUAUAGGGACUGUGAAAUAGUAAUGGCGCCUUUAACGUUUGUAAACCUCAGCUGUUUAGGCACGUUUACAGCCAUAGACUGGAUCAAGCCUCUUUUGAGAGUAUCGACGCAUUUAACGGAACUCACUGCGAACGUUCACGGAAGUGAACUUGCGAUAUUUGCUGGAGCCGUUACGGCAAUCAAAACUUUGACCAAGCUGGAAGUGCUGUUACAUAAGUGUACCCCAACAGUCCUGUUUGAUGCGCCCAAAGUGAACUCAACGUUGAACUGGCUCUGUGUGAAAUUUCCACUCCUAAAUUCGGACUGCGAGCGGGCACUGGCGUCUGCACUGCGCACGAACACGACCCUCAGACACCUGAAACUCGAAGAUUUUAAAUGUACGUCCAGCCUGGCCCAUCUGGCAGCGGCACUGUCAGACAAUGCCAGUCUCAAGUUUUUGGAAUUGGACACCUUCUCUCUGCAGAUGACAAGAAUCACAGGGCUGUGUCGUGCCUUUCGCACAAACAAGACGCUGGAGACGUUGGCGCAUAGACUAAACAGUGGAUUCGGUACCUGCGGGGAAAGGGUGGCCUUGGCGGACGAGCUGACCCACAGCGGAAGCUACGGUCGCGUCAGUCUCCCCUUGGCAGAGCCCGACUUGCCGGGCUUGACGGUGACAUUGACGUCCGUUACGGCUUGCCCCCAGGAGCUGGACUUCAGCAAUAUCUGGCAUUUUAAGGAGGCACUCCUUAUUUCUCUCUUCGAUGUCGUCGCUUCGAGCUACGUUCGCGCUCUGAGGGUCAUCGUGCCGAAUGACCCUGGCGCAAAGGGUGUUCUCUUCUGCGAAAUGCUCAAGAAGGUCGGAAACCUUCGCCGUAUGUUUAUCAUUUGCCUGGAGCUUCUUGCUCGAAACGUCUUCCGCGCUGUUGCAUUGAACAACAGCAUCGACACUUUGCGCAUCGGUAUCCCGGACCCGGUGCGUUUCAGAACUUCCGAGGUUGCCGAGGCGCUGUCGUACAUGCUCGCUCACAAUGAGUCGUUGACCAGUGUCACCGUAUUCUGCACGUACAGCUCUUUCGAUGUAUCUACAGGGAAAGCGAUUGCACGCGCACUGUCUCAAAACAGGCGCAUCACGCAUCUUUCCUUACCGUUUACGUUCAGGAAUGACUGCAACGUCAGUUUCGCCAUCUUGGAAGCACUGCGGAACAACCAGCGCGAUCUUCGCCGCGCUGUAGAUUUUGCCGUUCUUCCCACGGCAGACAGGUUGUGUGCCGAGGCUUUCGAGCUGUUCUUUGGAAGCACAGUUUUGCGCCGCCAAUUGAUGGCGGCUGCCGGCGAGCAGCAAGCACAGGUGACCCGGAUGUUGAGCUCGGCUCGUAACUACUUGUUGGACAACUACCUCGUCAUCACUGGCGUCGUGCGGCAUAACGUCGUGAGAUGUCGCCCUUCGAAUGCCGCCACUCAGGUGGAUGCGCUCACAAACGACUGCUGGCGAGCGAUUGCGCGCUAUCUAAAGAUAACUGACGUGAUUGCAUAGAGAGGUUCACCAAUGGGUUCACUUCCGUUUCAGCCUAGGCUGAUGGACGUUAUUCCUUUUGACUUCUGCAGUAAAGCUUGAUUCUGCUUCAUUUCUUUCGGCCGGCUCUCACGUUCGCGCAACGUACCAGUUCUCAACUCUUCGCUAGGAUCGAUGAUCGCUUCUGGCACUUCCGACGUCGUGCGCAUAUGUCCAACAAAUACAACACAUAACCAGUCCAAGCGACUGAUGCAUACAUUCAGGUGCGCAAGUUGCGGUCGCCGUCUGAACAGAGUUCUUUUUUUCCCUUGCCAUGGUUUACCUUCGAAGACAAGGGACGCACUGCGAGAAAGCGCGCGCUUAUUAUGGUAUUAUUUUGCCCUUCGUUCCAAUUCACUGCAGAGUAACAUGUAAGCAAAUGUACGCUAUAUCACUCAGGCUUUUCAAUAAAGAACUUUCUCAUUCUUU
Dermacentor andersoni is the source of this 2589-nucleotide messenger RNA. Lineage: Eukaryota; Metazoa; Arthropoda; Arachnida; Ixodida; Ixodidae. The record is from RefSeq and is a predicted model, not a curated record.